Labrus bergylta (ballan wrasse) is the source of this 1899-nucleotide messenger RNA. The record is from RefSeq and is a predicted model, not a curated record. Lineage: Eukaryota; Metazoa; Chordata; Actinopteri; Labriformes; Labridae.
AUGCAAGCUUGGACCUCAGGGUAGAGAAUCAGCAGGCAUCCCUCCUGACCCCUGACAUGGAGCCUGACAUCUGUCUGACCCCUGAACAGCGAGAGGCAAAACUGCGACGAGUGGAACGAAUACGGGAAAGGGUCAUUAGGAGCCAGAGAGAGUGCUACUACACAGAAUCAAAUGCCAGUCAGGAGGGAGGAAGUUCAUCAGAUGCCACCUGACACAGUUAGAAAACAGAGGAUAAAACCAGACCAUGAAUCCAACGAUGGCUAUGGAAGCUGUGGGGAUAACACCAGAAGUCCCAUAGAGCUUCAACCUGCCGGACCAUCUCUUGAUGAAGAUGAAAGAAAAUGGCAUGUUAAAAAAUCUAAAACUCAGAUCAGAUUUGGGAACAAGACACAACAGAAAGACCACAGUGGAAGAGCAGGGGUUGCCAAAAAUAAAAUCAAACGCCCAGAUUCCCCCUAUCAUGUCUCAUCUAUGACUGUCUACCAAAAAGAUGAAGGCAAGGGCUUUUCAAGUUGCAAGGAUGGACAGGAGCAAGAACUCGAAGAAACUGUUGCUGAUGAAAAUGAUUUUCCAUCCUCGGAUCUUAGGGCCAAAUGGUUCCUCUCCACCAAUCAGUGGCAAGGGUUCAUGCCUUUGCAGAUCCCUGGCAUCGACUCAUUGGGCAAUGAGGAGAUUUUCGACAUGGAGAACCAACCAGCAAUCAUAGAUGACAAGACUGAUUCCAAUGAAAUGUUAUCCACAGUCAGUGAGAGCUUAGAGAAAAUGAAAGAAAACCACUCACUCUUUUACAAAAUUGCUUGUGACAUUAGUAUUUCGGACUCAGAUAUUACCAAGAAUGAUGGAAAUUCAAUCACCCAAACGUCUUCUAAGCCAGAAGAAGAAGAAAAACUACUUAUUAUGGAAUCUGUGCCAGGUGAAACGGUCGAUAAUGUUGUUGGUUCUACCAACCAAGAAAUCAAGGAUUCCAGCCUCCAUUUGCCAGCAGAUGUAGAUGAAAAUGGAAUGAAGGUUAACAACAAUCUCCAAGAUUUGAAAGAGGAAAGCCAGGACAAAGCAGUGUUAAAUACCUCAGCCAGUCCAACAAACGAAGCCCUUGUUAAUGAAGAACCCCCCAAAAAGAAGGUGAAGACACCUCAAGGCAAGAAAUCGAGCUGAAAGUUAGAGAAACUAUUGAAGGAGUUCCUGUUCAGGACACGGAUUCUAAUCAGGUCCUGGUUGAAAGUCUAAGGUCAAGAGAAGAACACAGUGGGUCAAAAGAGUCAGAAGUCAAGAAGAUGGACCAAGAGAGAUCUGAAGAGCCAAAGAAAUGUUUAAAUGAAGAGAGUGAAGAGACAAGCAACAACCACUCCAUCACUCCAUCCAGCUCUGUGUUUGAGGAGGGAAAAGUGAUUCGGAGUGCCUCUUUUGGGAAAGCACGUGUUACAAUAUUAAGGACGAGUUUGUAGAAGUAUGAGCAAAGUUGGCUUAAGGAGAUUAAAUGAACGAACUUGGGAAGGACAAGAACACAGUGAAGUAAUAUAUGGAAAAGGAUGAUGAUGAGAAGGACAUUAAGUGAUUGAAGGAAUUCAGACCUAACUUUGAAUUAGUAAUGGAAAGAAUGGGAACAUAAAAUGUCAGGAAAAUGUCAUUUUGUUGGUUUACUUGAACAUUUCCAUUAUUUGUAAUGUGAAGUUUGAAAUGGAUGCAGAUCAAAAAGAAUGUCUUAAACAUAUUUCAUGAAAUCAAAAAUUGUGUAUGCACCAAUACUUUAUUCAGUGUUGCAGUUAAAGUUUAACACUUUCAUUCCUUUUCAAACACAUAAAUUUAGCAACAUAACGCAGAAUUUAUACAUAAUUGCUGCGUGUGGAUGGCAACAUAACCCUGUAAUCGUCACUGUAACAAAAUGUGUUUUGUAUCUCA